Messenger RNA from Aphis gossypii (cotton aphid), 1104 nucleotides. RefSeq lists its product as uncharacterized. Lineage: Eukaryota; Metazoa; Arthropoda; Insecta; Hemiptera; Aphididae. The record is from RefSeq and is a predicted model, not a curated record. The transcript has 6 exons. Bases 1 to 1104 code for a protein of 367 amino acids.
AUGAAAUGGAAGCCAAAUACAAAAAGGCCUAGAGGACGUCCUAGACAAAGAUGGAAGGAUAGAGUGGUCAAGGACUUGAGGGAACUUGGAAUAGAGGAUGGGGAAGAGCUGGCAAGAGACCGAGACAGGUGGAGGCAAGUGGUUGUUGCGGCAAUGGGCCUGAAUGGCCUUUCAACAAUUUUGUCAAAUGUAUUACAUGAAAGUAAUUCAAGCAAUGUUGAAAAAAAUUUGAACCUUGAUAACAAUCGAAAUGAUAUUCACGAUGGUGGAUUUGGGUGCUCUUUUAUAAACUCAGAGUUAGUCAAGGAGAUUCGUAAUGGAUAUUACUGUGCAUGGUUAUUUAAAUGCUCAAUGUGUAAUAUAACUACCAAAAUCGAAUCAGAAGAAACCGGGAAAUAUAUUGAAGUGAAUAAAGCAACUGUUACCGGUACCAUUGGAAUUGGAAUUGGUUACUCCCAACUUAACGAGUUCUCAGCUAUUGUAGACAUACCUUGUUUUUCUAGCAAUACAUAUGGUAAGCUAUUCGAGCAAGUUAGUCAAAGAAUUGAACAGACUGCUUGGGAACAAAUGAGAUUGGCAGGAGCUGAAGAAAAACGUUUGGCAAUAGAAGCUGGAGAUAUUGAUUCAGAUGGUACACCGUUAUGCAUUGUUGUAGCUGACGGUCAAUGGGGAAAACGCAGCUAUAAAUCAAAAUAUGAUGCGUUGUCAGGAGCUGCCACAAUCAUUGGUUUUCGCACAAACAAAAUACUGUUUGUAGGAAUAAGAAACCGGUAUUGCUGCAUUUGUGAAAGAGCUCAUGCACUAAAGUUAACUGUCAGAGAUCAUAAAUGUUUUUUUAAACAAGCUUCGACUGGAAUGGAAGCUGAUGGUAUAGCUGAGGGGAUCGUAAGAAGUGUCGAAUUACAUGGUUUGAAGUUCAAUAGAUUUAUUGGUGACGGAGACAGUAGUGUUUCGAAACGAUUGUUGGAGUUAGUUCCCUAUGGUUCUAAUCAAUUGAAUGAAAAAGAUAGUGCAAAUUUAAAUGGAAAAUCUGCAGAAGUAAUUGAUCACAUUAUUCAGGAACUCCAAUUGAAUGCUGAUGGAAAUGUAAGUAUUACAUACUAA